GAAGUAACACAAACUAUCAGUGCACUCAAUUUGUGUCUUAACUUUCAUAGUUGAUGAGAAAUCGCUUCCGCUAUUCAAAACUUUGAAAUGGAAGUAAGUAGUUUAAGUUUCCAACACGCCAUCAACGAACCGCUUUUGGGUAUUCCAGUCCUUACCUAGGGUUACAGCUGAGCUAUCGCCAUGAAAAAAUCAAUCUUUAAAGAAAAGUUUAUUGCAACAAAUUUUGUGAAACCUUUGUAUGAAGUUAAAUUCACAAAAACUCCUAAUCAUGUUGACAAAACUAAUCUAGUUGGCGAUGCCUACGCGUACAGUUUAAAUAAAAAUGUGCCUUAUAUUACGGUUAAAGAAACACAAAAAUAUAGAAUAUUACCGGGUGCGUGUGAGAUUUACAAUCAAUAUGAUUUAAAAUGUGAUAGAAGUGACAAUAUGAAAGAACAAAACGAUAAUAAAGACGCUUUAAAUGACGUUUUUCGAACUGUUGCUAAUAAUAAGCUCAAAGGAAGAGACGGAAAGAAACACAUAUCGUUUAGUGAUUCUUUGGAUUUGGUUUUAGAUCAUGAUAACGAUGAAACUUGGCUGCGAGUUCGCCCGGCGCCUGUGUUGCCAGAUGAAAGCAUCGGCUCCAUUUUGUUCAGAUUCAUGGCUUGUCAAUUGGGCAUCACUACUUUCAUCAUCAUCUGGACUGCUAUUUGGGUGGCCGUAAUACACUCAUACGAAGGGCCAAAUGAAAACUUAGUAAGUGAAGAAUUUGCAAGCCAACAAAACCAGUUAGUCAUCGACUUGGCCACAGAACUCCGCUUGAUAACUCCAGUCUCGCCUAAAUGGCAGAAGGCCAUAACGGCCCGCGUGGAGGAGGCGCGGAGGCAGACCAUGCUAGCGGCGGGAAGGGGGGCCAAGUUGGACCCCGGCCGCUACUGGAACCUGGCUGGGACCUUUCUUUUCACUGUCUUCGUCAUGACUGCUCUAGGGUUUGGUGCUCCUGUGCCACAGACUAUAGAAGGUCGUUGCUUUGCUCUCCUUUACGCUGUAUUCGCUAUCCCUUUCCACGUAUAUCUCAUGAUGCAGGCUAGCACUUGCGCUGUGGCCCACGUGAACCAUUACUUGGCGCUGUGUCAGAAGAACAUCAGAGGGCCCAAACUGACGCCUCACGCUGAUAAUGACGGUAAAACAAAUAUGCAUGUGAAGGCGUAUCGACGACGAAAGAAGCUAAGCCGUUUAGUGGCCAUGCUAACAGCAGGCCACUGCGUCCCGAUAGCCAGCCUGUUGUACUACGUGAUUGGCGUGCUCAUCUUCGGCCUCGGUCGGUACCAGGAGACGGAAACGGUCGACGUGUUAAUGUUUCCCUUGCAGUUUACCACUAAUGGCGGGCUGGCUUCGUCAAGGAAACUCUUGGGCAUUUCUGUUGUAGUUGUUAUGUCAAGCCCUGUGGCCGUGCUAACAGCAGGCCACUGCGUCCCGAUAGCCAACCUGUUGUACUACGUGAUUGGCGUGCUCAUCUUCGGCCUCGGCCGGUAUCAGGAGACGGAAACGGUCGACGUGUUGAUGUUUCCCUUGCAGUUUACCACUAAUGUUGUUAUGUCAAGCCCUGUGGCCGUGCUAACAGCAGGCCACUGCGUCCCGAUAGCCAGCCUGUUGUACUACGUGAUUGGCGUGCUCAUCUUCGGCCUCGGCCGGUACCAGGAGACGGAAACGGUCGACGUGUUGAUGUUUCCCUUGCAGUUUACCACUAAUGGCGGGCUGGCUUCGGUAAGUUCUGUCAAGGAAACUCUUGGGCAGAAUUUUGUUAUGUCAAGCCCUGUGGCCGUGCUAACAGCAGGCCACUGCGUCCCGAUAGCCAGCCUGUUGUACUACGUGAUCGGAGUGCUCAUCUUCGGCCUCGGCCGCACUGUGGCCGUGCUAACAGCAGGCCACUACGUCCCGAUAGCCAGCCUGUUGUACUACGUGAUCGGAGUGCUCGUCUUCGGCCUCGGCCGGUACCAGGAGACGGAAACGGUCGACGUGUUGAUGUUUCCCCUGCAGUUUACCACUAAUGGCGGGCUGGCUUCGGUGGAGUCCCACUUCCGCAUACUGUACGGGUUUUACGUGGAAGGAGCCAUGGCGCUCCUAACUUGUACCCUGGCAGCCCUACGGCGGUACAGCGGCAAUUCGGUCAGCAACAUGACUGAGAAAUACCGCUUGUUUACGAAGGGAUGAUGGACGAUGGAGGGAGGGAUCAAUGGAGGCCACGAAUUAUAUGAGAAAUAAAGGAAAGAUUAACACAACAGAUCAAAUAUAGCUGGUCAAGCAGAUCUUAAUUGUCAGUAGAAAAGGGCGCGAAAUUCAUAUUUUCUAUGGGAUGAUAUCCCUUCGCGCCUACAUUUUUCAAAUUUGCCGCCUUUUUCUACUGACAAUAUCUGCUUGACCAGCUAUAACUAAAACUCGAUUUGACCUACUGUACCACAGACAAAACAUCCUCCAGACUGAGCAUAGUCGCGCUACCCCUGCCACGCAUACGGUAAUUUUACUCCGUGAUCGAGUCGAAAGUGUCUUUGUGUAACGUCCGUGUCUUUGAACGGACCAAUCACGGCACGGGACUUCGCUCACCUCGUCCCGCACACCCCCGCAUUUUUGGCAUCAUCGGCUGCAUGAAAUAAUUGCUCUAAACUCGGUCUAGAGGAUUCCUAGUCUAUGCCCUGUACCUAAGACAGAGUUUGACAGCAAAUGCAGAUGGCACUACACGUCUCCCUACAUUAAACGGUUCUCUUUUAAGGGCCUACCGCGAACCACGUUCGACGUGUUGCCUCUCUGUCGCACAUGUAAAUGCGUACGUAAGUGUGACGGAGGCAACACGUCGGACGUGGUUCCCGGUGUGCCCUCUGGUUGUCAAAGUCAAUGUUUGACAAUUUCACAGGCACAAUAUUUUUUUCUUAACUUUAAACAUGUGAAGUGAAUCUUUGUUUACACUUGUGUCGAAGCUUUAUACACGAUCAAUUGAUUAUUAAUUAUUAAAUAUAA
Cydia fagiglandana is the source of this 2994-nucleotide messenger RNA. RefSeq lists its product as uncharacterized. NCBI's taxonomy places the organism in Eukaryota, Metazoa, Arthropoda, Insecta, Lepidoptera, Tortricidae. Gene Ontology annotation, cellular component: plasma membrane. Gene Ontology annotation, biological process: potassium ion transmembrane transport; stabilization of membrane potential. Bases 181 to 2193 code for a protein of 670 amino acids. The record is from RefSeq and is a predicted model, not a curated record. Gene Ontology annotation, molecular function: outward rectifier potassium channel activity; potassium ion leak channel activity. The transcript has 13 exons.